Messenger RNA from Drosophila eugracilis, 1245 nucleotides. RefSeq lists its product as uncharacterized. The coding region runs from base 58 to 708 and encodes 216 amino acids. The record is from RefSeq and is a predicted model, not a curated record. The transcript is spliced from 3 exons. Lineage: Eukaryota; Metazoa; Arthropoda; Insecta; Diptera; Drosophilidae.
UCUAUGAACAACAAACACUUUUUAUCAAAACAAUUAACGGGAUGGAUACGUUAAACGAUGGGUUCGAUUAGCUAUUUGGUGACUAAAAGUGGAUUCACAUUUUCAUUUGACGCUAUGAAUAACCAUAAGUAUUCUGACAUUCUGAAUGAAGACGAAUCGCUGUUAAAUGAUGAUGAGAUAGUUGAAGAUGGAAUAGCGGAGCUGCAGGCUAAGCUGGAUGAAAUCCUCGCCAAUCAAAAUGAGAUCCUAUCACGUCUUAGCCAAGUGGCCCACAAUAAGCCAGCUGGUGAAUUAUUCAAAGUGGAACUGGAUUAUUUUCCGGUAACUGAUCCUGAAGAACUGCCCAAUCUGGACACCAACCUCUCCAAGCCAGGCAAUAAAUAUGCUAACCUUAUUCACCGAAUCUUGAGACUAGAGGGCCGAAUAGAACCGCUAAAGAAGAAUUUCUCAAAGAUAUUUGAGUAUGAUAUUCUCAUGACAUACAACUACGACGGUGUGAGCACUAAACGGUCAUUUAAACAGUUCAAACAUAUAAACAAAACUAUUUUUGGAAUCCUAAAAACAGAUGGAUAUACGCAAACGGACUACAUUGCCGAUAUCAGGGCAGCCUUUCAUACGUUAAAGCGUCGCUAUCACAAAAGGAAUCAUGAUUUAAGGCGAAAGAUUAAACGGAUUCAAAAACAAGAACCAGACUGUGAUUGGGAAUAGUUGAUCAUUUAGUAAGAAAUUUGGUUAAAAUUUAAUUUAGCAAAGCUUAUCUUAACGAAAGGAAUACGAAGCCAAACCGGUUCUUUGCUCUCUUCUGUAAGUUCUGUUCUUUCAACAUUAAUGAGGUUAUUUUCGUCUUGCAUAGCACCUCAGUACGCCAGUCUUUUAAACCGUAACGUUCUGGUCGACAUCCCCUUGGGGAAAAUAUGGAUCAAAGAUUUCACCAUUCAAUAAGGCUUCUCUUGACUUUAAAGCAUAUUAUUUUAGACAAUGAUUCAUAAAAUCCUUUUCUCUUAAAGUUAUGCGUUAAAAAUCGAAUUUAGGUUAUUGAAGAAUUAAUUUUAAAUUGGUUUUUGUCUAGGCAUUGUUAAAUAUUUAAUUUAUAAAUACCUAACCUGUAAAUAUACUCUUUAAAUAAAUAUUAUUAUUACUGUUAUAAGGUGUAAUCAACAUAGUCAAAAUGUUUUAAUACAAUAAAUGUUGUAUAUUAAUCAACUUUUACAGUUUCAAAAACACCUGUAAAAUAAGUUUCAGGCG